AGCUUCCUUCAGCUGUGACUGCCGGGCCAGCCCACAGAGGGCACAGCAUGUGGGAACUCCGGUCCAUAGCCUUCUCCAGGGCCGUGUUUGCCGAGUUCCUGGCCACACUCCUCUUUGUCUUCUUCGGCCUCGGUUCGGCCCUCAACUGGCCACAGGCCCUGCCCUCUGUGCUGCAGAUUGCCAUGGCCUUCGGCCUGGGUAUUGGGACCUUGGUGCAGGCUCUGGGCCACGUCAGCGGGGCUCACAUCAACCCUGCCGUGACCGUGGCCUGCCUGGUGGGCUGCCACGUCUCCUUUCUCCGAGCUGCCUUCUACGUGGCUGCCCAGCUGCUGGGGGCUGUGGCAGGGGCCGCUCUGCUCCAUGAGAUCACACCACCUGACAUUCGAGGGGACCUGGCUGUGAAUGCACUCAGCAACAACACCACAGCGGGCCAGGCUGUCACCGUGGAGCUCUUCCUGACCCUGCAGCUGGUGCUCUGCAUCUUCGCUUCCACAGAUGAGCGUCGUGGAGACAACCUGGGCACCCCCGCGCUCUCCAUCGGUUUCUCCGUGGCCCUGGGGCACCUCCUUGGGAUCCACUACACUCGCUGCUCCAUGAAUCCCGCCCGCUCCCUGGCUCCUGCUGUUGUCACCGGCAAGUUUGACGACCACUGGGUCUUCUGGAUCGGACCCCUGGUGGGCGCCGUCCUGGGCUCCCUCCUCUACAACUACGUCCUGUUCCCGCCCGCCAAGAGCCUGGCCGAGCGCCUAGCGGUGCUCAAGGGGCAGGAGCCCGACGCCGACUGGGAGGAGCGCGAGGUGCGGCGGCGGCAGUCGGUGGAGCUGCACUCGCCGCAGAGCCAGCCGCGGGGCAGCAAGGCCUGAGCGC
Neomonachus schauinslandi (Hawaiian monk seal) is the source of this 867-nucleotide messenger RNA. RefSeq names its product aquaporin 2 (gene AQP2). Gene Ontology annotation, biological process: transmembrane transport. Gene Ontology annotation, cellular component: apical plasma membrane; plasma membrane. Gene Ontology annotation, molecular function: water channel activity. The transcript is spliced from 4 exons. The record is from RefSeq and is a predicted model, not a curated record. NCBI's taxonomy places the organism in Eukaryota, Metazoa, Chordata, Mammalia, Carnivora, Phocidae. The coding region runs from base 48 to 863 and encodes 271 amino acids.